GUAAAGGAUGAGCACUCAAGAACUUAUUAUCUGUCCAAUUUGCUUCGAAAAAUUCAACAAACCCCGCUAUUUGCCCUGUCUGCACACGUAUUGUGAAGAAUGCCUGGCAAGUUACAUUUCAACGUCUUACAAGGAAGAGGAGGAAUGUUUUGUGUGUCCAACAUGUCGUUCACCCAAUCCAGUGCAAAUGUCGGACGGCAAAUCAGGAAAAGCAGUGGCUUCAAGUUAUCCAAUAAAUCAUUUAAUAAUGACAUUGCUUGAUCAACAUCAAUUGGAGAAGAAAGAGGCCAUAUGCCAACCUUGUGGUAAAAGGGGAAAAAGUGAAAGUGGCAAGUUUUGGUGUUACUCAUGCAGUGCUGCCCUUUGUGAAGCUUGUGGAGAUUUUCAUACAUCUUUACCUAUACUUGCGGAUCACAAAAUUGCCCCUAUUGAUGAUUCCAAAGAUGCAGGUAUGCUUACAGCGGAUGACCAUGACCAUUGCGAUAUUCAUACUGGAAAGAAGCUGGAAAUGUUCUGUGAAGAUCAUGAUGUUGCUUGUUGUGCAACUUGCACAAUGGUGCAUCACAGAAAGUGUGAAACAGUUUUGACAUUACAAGAUGCUGCACAAAAAUCGAAUGACAAAAAAGAAAAUGAAAAUAUGGACAGUGAAAUUGAAAAGCUUAUUGAAAAUAUUGACUCAAAGGUUGACAUGUUAUCCACAAGUUAUGAUAAAUUAGAAAAAGACUGUGAAACUCGUGGAAAUGAAAUUCAGGAGUUUAGUGAUAAGCUGAUAAAACAUUUGAAAAAACUGAAAACAGAAUUUGAAACUAAAGUUUCCGAAACUCUUGAUGCAAAAAUGAAAAUGGUUCAAGAUCGUCAACAAGCACUGCUUGAUUUGCAAACAAUGCUGUCUCAUUGUGAUAAUCUACUUCAAGCAGCUGAAGAGAAAUGUUCAAAUGUACAGCUUCUAACACUGAUACCUAAGAUAACGAAGCUUACGAAUGAGAGCGAAAAAAAGUUAGAAGAAAUGAAGAAAAGUCCUAUUAUACUUGAUUUAGAAGUCAUCAUCGAGAAAACACUUGAACAAUGUGCAACAAUAGAAACAUUAGGAAAAUUGAAGUAAAACUUUAGUUCUUCCAUUCAAUACGCACAAAC
Molecule: messenger RNA, 1134 nt
Organism: Saccostrea cuccullata (small rock oyster)
Lineage: Eukaryota; Metazoa; Mollusca; Bivalvia; Ostreida; Ostreidae
Product: E3 ubiquitin-protein ligase TRIM56-like
Exons: 1
Coding region: 8-1102 (364 amino acids)
Biological process (GO): protein monoubiquitination
Molecular function (GO): zinc ion binding; ubiquitin protein ligase activity
Source: RefSeq, a predicted model, not a curated record